AUGGCGUCCCAGACGGAUCCUUCCCUUUUUAUUUAUCUAGCGAAUGGGGUUACGACCUAUGUCUUGGUGUAUGUUGAUGACAUAUUGGUCACAAGCAGCAAGUCUACUCAUAUAUCAGCCCUACUUGACCAGCUCUCCAGGGCAUUUUCUAUCAAAGACCUUGGACCCUUGCACUAUUUUUUGGGCAUUGAGGUUGUAGCACAUAGCAAAGGGCUCCUUCUCUCUCAACAGCGAUAUAUUAUAGAUUUGCUACACAAAACCGGCAUGAUAGAUUGCAAACCGGUUUUUACACCAGUUCCAAUCUUGUGCAAACCCACUAAGUCAGAGGGUGCACUGUUCACUGAUGCUACACUGUAUCGCUCCACUGUGGGCGCCCUACAAUAUGUAACACUUACGAGACCAGAUGUUGCUUAUGCGGCUAAUCGGGCCUGUCAACAUAUGCACGCUCCAAUAGAGGAGCACUGGUCCCUUGUGAAGCGUAUACUACGGUAUCUCAAAAGCACCAAAUCACAUGGGCUCCUCAUUGACAAGAAAUCCCCCCUGCAUAUUCAAGCCUAUUCUGAUGCUGAUUGGGCUGGUGACAGUACUGAUAGAUGGUCCACCGGGGGUUUUGUGAUUUUUCUUGGCAACAAUUUAUUAUCAUGGUCAUCUCGCAAGCAGCACACAGUAGCACGGUCUUCUACAGAGGCCAAAUACAAAUCCGUGGCCAACGCUACAGCCGAGUUGACAUGGCUUGUGUCCUUAUUUAAAGAGCUUGGCAUUGUGUUACCUACCCCUCUAGUUCUCUGGUGCGAUAACAUUGGGGCCACAUACCUAUCAGCCAAUCUGGUGUUCUAUGCCAGGACAAAACACAUUGAAAUUGACUAUCACUUUGUCCGAGAAAAGGUCGCCCGUUGA
Telopea speciosissima is the source of this 897-nucleotide messenger RNA. RefSeq lists its product as uncharacterized. The transcript has a single exon. Bases 1 to 897 code for a protein of 298 amino acids. Lineage: Eukaryota; Viridiplantae; Streptophyta; Magnoliopsida; Proteales; Proteaceae. The record is from RefSeq and is a predicted model, not a curated record.